AUGGCACCGCAGCAAGUCUGGCUGAUCACUGGUGCUUCUUCCGGCUUUAGGCAGCUCAUGAUCACCCCCCAAAUCGAAGCUCUAGGAGGACAAUGGUUGCAGCUCGAUUUGGACUCUCCAAAAACGAAGCAAAACGGGGAGGCAGCUAUCAAAGGGCGCAUCGAUGUGGUAGUUAGCAAUGCUGGUUACUCGAUCCUGAAAAGUGUUGAGGACAUGAGUGAAGAGGAAAUACAUCACCAGUUUAACACGAACGUGUACGGACCUAUGCGCGUCAUUAAAGCCGCUCUUCCAUACCUGCAUUCGCAGAAGUCUGGUACUAUCAUCAACGUUAGUAGUAUCGCUGGCCUCACCGGUCGACCUUUGUCAGCGUUGUACGCGUCGAGCAAGUUUGCCCUGGGAGGUUUCUCGAAAGCGCUCCAGGCGGAAGUCGCUCCAUGCAACAUUCAUGUCCUACUCGUGGAGCCUGGCGGGUUCAGAACAAAAAACAUCCUAGGUGCCUUUGUUACCCUGGCAGCUGGUCUGACAAAAGAUUACGAAUGCACUGUCGUUGAAGGUAUGCUGAAAUAUCCCAAUGGUUCUAAUGGAAAGCAGCCCGGAGACUCUGUCAAGGCCGCUGCUCGCGUUAUCGAGGUUGUGAAUAAUGGGACUGGCAUAGGUGCUGACAAGGAGCAUCUUCUGCGUCUGCCGCUACUUAGGGCCAGAUUGCCUGCUGCGUGCAAGGGCCGAAGUCGGAGAAUUCAGCAAGAACUUGGAUGAAACGGAAGAGAUAAGAAGAGGUCGCCAGAAGCACGAUCUUUGACCAGUAGUGGGGCAUGCGCCAAUUGAUCUUGAGAUGAUUAGAAAUCGACAACGCAUCGGAUAGAAGAUGGAGAUAGGUAGGUCCUUCUAUCCCAUACGCUAGCAGACGGUGUAUACCUAGUUUUAAUCUUAGACUCGUUUUUCUUGUCUCGGAAAUGGUUCCAGAAAACUAAAUAAUCUAGGUUCUUCAUAUGGUAGAUAAAUAUAUCUCACCGUGAUAGAUCAUACUAUUCUUGCUUUAGCAAUUUCUCCAGUCAAUGUCGCGCUCUCCCAGAGCAACUUGUCUUUCGGAAGCGGCUCCUCAGCCAAAUAGUUGCUAUCGCUUACAGCC
This is a messenger RNA of Paecilomyces variotii, 1129 nucleotides long. Its product is annotated as putative short chain oxidoreductase/dehydrogenase. Gene Ontology annotation, molecular function: oxidoreductase activity. The transcript has 4 exons. Bases 1 to 756 code for a protein of 251 amino acids. The record is from RefSeq and is a predicted model, not a curated record. NCBI's taxonomy places the organism in Eukaryota, Fungi, Ascomycota, Eurotiomycetes, Eurotiales, Thermoascaceae.